Molecule: messenger RNA, 3538 nt
Organism: Opisthocomus hoazin
Lineage: Eukaryota; Metazoa; Chordata; Aves; Opisthocomiformes; Opisthocomidae
Source: RefSeq, a predicted model, not a curated record
AUAUCUUUAGGAUCCAAGACUCGGGCCAUUGGGAAUGCAGCAAAGAGCCAGAUUGUCACAAAUGUAAAAAAUACAUUACAUGGCUUCAAAAAACUGCAUGGAAGAGCAUUUGAAGACCCUUACAUACAGGCUGAAAGGGCCAAACUUCCCUAUGAACUUCAGAAGAUGCCGAAUGGCUCUGUAGGAGUAAAGGUGAGAUACCUAGAUGAAGAGAGACUGUUUGCAAUCGAACAGAUUACAGGAAUGUUACUGGCCAAACUUAAAGAGACUUCAGAAAGCGCGUUGAAGAAACCAGUGGCAGACUGUGUGAUUUCAGUACCUAGUUUCUUCACUGAUGCUGAGAGAAGGUCUGUAAUGGCAGCUGCACAGGUCGCAGGAUUAAAUUGUCUGAAGCUGAUGAAUGAAACUACGGCAGUUGCACUGGCCUAUGGAAUAUACAAGCAAGAUCUGCCGGCCUUGGAAGAGAAGCCAAGAAAUGUGGUCUUUGUAGAUAUGGGGCAUUCUGCGUAUCAGGUUUCAAUCUGUGCUUUUAACAAGGGAAAACUGAAGGUCUUGGCUACUACCUUUGACCCUUUCAUAGGUGGUAGGAAUUUUGAUGAGGCUUUGGUAGACUACUUCUCUGAAGAAUUUAGGACAAAAUACAAACUGAAUGUAAAAGAGAAUCCCCGAGCACUAUUACGAUUGUAUCAGGAAUGUGAAAAACUAAAGAAGCUUAUGAGUGCAAAUGCUUCUGACCUUCCACUCAAUAUUGAGUGCUUCAUGAAUGACCUUGACGUCUCCAGUAAGAUGAACAGAGCUCAGUUUGAGCAGUUGUGUGCUGCCCUUCUGUCCAGAGUGGAACCUCCGCUAAGAGCAGCCAUGGAUCAAGCUAAACUUCAGCGUGAAGAUAUCUACAGUAUAGAAAUAGUAGGUGGGGCUACUAGAAUUCCAGCAGUGAAGGAACAGAUCUCUAGCUUUUUCUGUAAAGAGAUAAGCACCACGCUAAACGCCGAUGAAGCUGUUGCAAGAGGCUGUGCCUUGCAGUGUGCAAUUCUUUCCCCAGCGUUUAAAGUGCGUGAAUUUUCCAUCACAGAUGUUGUUCCUUAUUCAGUAACAUUAAGAUGGAAAUCCUCUUAUGAAGAAGGAACAGGGGAGUGUGAAGUCUUCAGUAAGAACCAUGCUGCUCCAUUUUCAAAAGUAAUUACUUUUCACAAGAAAGAGCCUUUUGACCUGGAAGCUUACUAUACCCAUCCCCAUGAAGUGCCUUAUCCUGAUGCCAGAAUAGGGCGUUUCACUAUUCAAAAUGUUGGGCCCCAGCAUGAUGGUGACAAUUCCAAAGUGAAGGUUAAAGUGCGAGUCAAUAUUCAUGGCCUUUUCAGCGUGGCGAAUGCUUCUAUAAUAGAGAAGCAGAACAUAGAGGGAGAUCACAGUGACACACCUAUGGACACUGAAUCAGCAAGUAAGAACCAAGGCAAAGAUGAUGAACUGCAAUUACCUUUCGUUGUUGAGGAUGACACCCUUGGCUCUGAGGAGGAGGAUAAAAUGCAGGUUGAUCAAGAUGAAGGUAUUCAGAAGAGCCAAGCUGAACAACAGAACCAAGCGGAUGAGGAAACUGAAAACGCAGGAACCGAAACAAAAGCUGCUUUUGGAGACAAGCAAGAUCACGCAGCCCAGCCAAAGGCUAAAGCGAAAGUCAAGAGUAUUGACCUACCCAUACAGGCAAGCCUCUACAGACAGCUGGGGCAAGACCUUAUCAAUUGCUAUAUAGAAAAUGAGGGGAAGAUGAUGAUGCAAGACAAGCUAGAGAAAGAAAGAAAUGAUGCGAAGAAUGCUGUUGAAGAGUAUGUGUACGACUUCAGAGACAAACUGUGUGGGGUCUUUGAGAAAUUCAUCACUGAAGAAGAUUCAAACAAGCUGACCUUGAUGUUGGAGGACACAGAAAAUUGGCUUUAUGAAGAUGGAGAGGACCAGCCAAAACAAGUAUACAUGGAUAAGCUUCAGGAAUUAAGAAAAUUUGGACAGCCUAUUCAGGAAAGAUACAUGGAACAUGAGGAGAGACCAAAAGUUUUAAAUGAGCUGGGAAAGAAGAUUCAGCUCCUUAUGAAAGCAGUAGAAGCAUACAAAAACAAGGAUGAAAAAUAUGAUCACCUAGAUCCUGCUGAGAUGGACAAAGUUGAAAAAUACAUUAGUGAGGCUAUGAAUUGGUUGAACAGCAAAAUGAAUGCCCAGAACAAACUAAGUCUAACUCAGGAUCCAGUUGUCAAAGUGGCAGAAAUACUGACAAAAUCUAAGGAAUUGGAUAGCUUCUGUAAUCCCAUCAUAUACAAGCCCAAACCGAAGAUAGAGCCUCCCAGUGAUGGGCAGUCAAAAGCUAAUGGUGAACCCAAUGGACCAGUGAACGGACAGAGCGGUACUGAAACAAAACCUGAACCAGCGAAGGACAAUUCUCAGCAGACCAAACCACCGGGAGAAAUGGAAGUGGACUAAAUCUUGCUUUUUUUUUUUUUUUAAUUUAAUUAAAAUAGUGCAAGUAACCACAGGGUCCAUUCUUUUUGUCUGGUACACACCUCAGAUGUUCAGUUAUUCUUAGCCAGCCUUCUGUCAUUCGUUGCUGAGUAGUUUUGAAAGUGUUUUAUAUUAAGUACACCUGAUGUUCAUUUCCACUGAUGCUGCUUAUGUGGAGCUUUAGCCAAAUGUAGAUUGUAUAAGUCAGUUUAAGCUUUCCCAAUAUAUUUUAUAUCAAACAUACAGAAUUGAUAUAUAAAUGGCAACAAUCUACCUUAUUUAAAGCUUUUAUUGUGGAUAAACCUCAGCUCCUUUAUUCAGGAAAGGAUACUGUAUUGCACUACUGAUGCUCAAAUGUAGAUCUAAUUGCAUCUUUAUUUUGGAAAAAUAUUGGAAUUGCAGUGGCAAAAUGUCACUUUGAAGCACUGACCUUUUCUAGUUAUUGUACUGUUAUAAUUUAAAUAUUAAAAUAGAGGUUAGUUGGCAUACUACUCCAUCUUGUUGGAUGUACCAUGAGAAUUGUAUAGUCUUUUUCAUAUAAACUGAACAAUACAAGCAUAAACAUAUUUUUAGAUUCCAAUACCACUAACAAUCUUAGUUACAAAAUGCUAGCAUAAUGGCUCUGCCAUGUGCUGAAAUUCAGUGAAUGGUCCCAGUGCACAUUGCUACACGUAACGUACUGUGCUUACGGUGAGACGAUGCUAAUGGUGAUAGUAGGAAGGGGCAGAAUAUACAAGGACUGUUGCGUAGCUUUCCCUUGAAAAUGUCUUAUUGCACGUUGCUGUUUCUGCUUCUUUUGUUUUGAAUGAAAUCUGCACCUUGACCACAUCUUAUGCUGGGGAGGAGAAACAACAGAACUUGGGCUGUGUGAGCUGGAUAUUAGCACCCUGAUUUUGAGGUUGCUUAAAUGCUGUUUGUUGCAAAAUUCGAAGAAAUACUGAGAGCUUAUUUAAGCUUUGGUACUGGGCACAUAAAUCCUGGUCAAGGAUCUAAACAAAAGAGCUUACAAACUGGAUAUUAUUACCCUAAAGACAGAAUGUACUUGAUGAACUUG